Amphiprion ocellaris (clown anemonefish) is the source of this 7347-nucleotide messenger RNA. RefSeq names its product syntaxin binding protein 5L (gene stxbp5l). Gene Ontology annotation, cellular component: plasma membrane; SNARE complex; cytoplasm. The record is from RefSeq and is a predicted model, not a curated record. Gene Ontology annotation, biological process: regulation of protein secretion; regulation of exocytosis. Gene Ontology annotation, molecular function: syntaxin binding; GTPase activator activity; myosin II binding. Bases 572 to 4414 code for a protein of 1280 amino acids. NCBI's taxonomy places the organism in Eukaryota, Metazoa, Chordata, Actinopteri, Pomacentridae. The transcript is spliced from 30 exons.
GUGGUUCGGGGGGGAGUGGACUAACCUGCUCCAAGUUUAUUUUCUUUCUUUUUUUUUUUGGAUCUGCCCACUUCUGCUUGACAUGUUUGCGUAAAAACAUCGCACCUCGGUUCCUUAUUUAUGAUGACAUGAGGUGCACGUUUUUUUCGUUUUGGUUUGUUUUGUUUUUUCUUCUCCAAGCUCGGCACUGGAUGUGACUUUAGGAUGAAGAAGGAGGAUGAAGUUGAGUAGCUCCGGCAGCCGUCGCUCUGAUAUGAGAUACUCGACCUGCAUCUGCAACGUUGGCUGACAUCCUCAGAUCACAGUGGAUCAGACGCAUUCAUUCUGUGUGGACACACGCCAGAGAGCAAGAUGAGCCGCCUCUAUGACUUUUUAAAUUGCACCUAAGAGAGAGAGGGGGAUCUCUUUUUUUCCCUUUACCCUGCUACUACUGCAGGGAGCGACGCUUUCUGCCUUCAGCUGCCUGAACGAGUUGGGAUCUUGCAUCUAAGUGGAUACUUUGGAAGACAAAGACAGCAGAGUUCUUCCACUGUUUCCAUAACCUCAAAGCGUACAAAAGAACGAUUUAAAAAUGAAGAAGUUUCGGAAGGUGUUGGAUGGUUUGACCACCUCCUCUCCCGGAGGGACUAUAGGAUCUCCAUCGUGCGGCAGCGCCGCCGGGACUCCCACCGCGGCGCCAACUCCCAGAGAGAUCGACGUCCAGGAGACACUAGUGUCGGAAAACUUUCAGCUGUGUAAGACGGUGCGUCAUGGAUUCCCUUACCAGCCCACUGCUUUGGCCUUUGACCCUGUGCAGAAGAUCCUGGCCAUCGGCUCGAGAUCAGGCGGCGUACGAAUCUUGGGACGACCUGGGGUGGACUGCUACUGUCAGCAUGAGAGCGGAGCAGCUGUUCUUCAACUGCAGUUUCUCAUCAAUGAGGGGGCGCUGGUCACAGCCUGUGCAGAUGAUACGCUGCACUUGUGGAAUCUGCGCCAGAGGCGGCCGGCUGUCCUGCAUUCACUCAAAUUCAACAGAGAGAGGAUUACGUUUUGCCACCUGCCGUUUCAGAGUAAAUGGCUGUAUGUGGGGACGGAGCGUGGAAACACACACAUUGUCAACAUCGAAUCCUUUAUUUUGUCCGGAUACGUCAUCAUGUGGAACAAGGCCAUAGAACUAUCAACUAAAACUCACCCUGGACCUGUAGUUCAUUUGAGCGACAGCCCAAAGGAUGAAGGCAAGCUGCUUAUAGGGUUUGAGAGUGGAACGAUUGUACAGUGGGACCUUCGGGCCAAGAAGGCUGACUUCAGAAUCUAUUAUGAUGAGGCCAUCCAUUCAGUCAGCUGGCAUCAUGAAGGGAAACAGUUCAUGUGCAGUCACUCAGAUGGCAGCCUGACACUAUGGAACCUCAGAAACACCACCAGGCCAUUCCAGGUCACCUUCCCUCAUGGAAAGAUACAGAAGGAUGGCAGGAAGGAAUCAUGUAAACCCAUACUCAAAGUGGAGUACAAGACCUCAAGAAGCAGCGAGCCUUUUGUUAUCUUCUCUGGGGGUCUUUCAUAUGACAAAGCAGGACGACGGCCAACAUUAACCAUCAUGCACGGCAAGGCCAUCACUGUGCUGGAGAUGGACUAUCCUAUUGUAGAGUUCAUGGUGCUCUGCGAGACACCUUACAACAAUGAAGUACAGGAGCCUUAUGCGGUGGUGGUGCUUUUGGAGAAGGACUUAAUCGUGGUGGAUCUGACACAGAGCAACUUCCCUGUCUUUGAGAACCCGUACCCCAUGGAUAUCCAUGAGUCUCCAGUUACCUGCACAGCCUAUUUUGCAGACUGUCCACCAGACAUUAUCCCCAUCCUCUACUCUAUAGGAGCUAAACACAAGAAGACUGGCUAUAGUCAAAAGGAAUGGCCAAUUAGUGGAGGAACGUGGACAUUAGGCUCCCACACCUACCCAGAGAUCAUCAUUACAGGACAUGCUGAUGGAUCAAUUAAGUUUUGGGAUGCAUCUGCAAUCACACUGCAGAUGUUGUACAAGCUGAAGACCUCCAAAGUGUUUGAGAAGCCAAAGCCGGGUGAAGGUCGGGCUGCCGAGUUGGUAGAAGAAGACCCUUUUGCUGUUCAGAUGGUCAGCUGGUGUCCUCAGAGUCGCAUCUUCUGUGUGGUUGGCAUCUCAGCUCACAUCAUCCUGUAUCGCUUCAGCAAAUAUGAUGCCAACACUCAGAUAGUGUCACUUGAGGUACGCUUGCAGUGUGAGUCAGAGGAUGUCAUCUCCCCAUCAGAGAAUGAAAACAAUCCCUGCUUCUCAGAGCAAGGCUCCCACUCACCCCAGCCACACCACCAACACCCAGCUAGUCCUGGCAACAGGACACCGGAGGGUAUCAAAGACAGCAUUCCUUGCCUCAAGGUGAAGGACCGGGUUGUUCGGGUUCCACCUGGCUACCAGUCAGAGUUGGUUAUCCAGCUGCUGUGGGUAGAUGGAGAACCUCCACAACAGAUUACCAGUUUGGACAUCAACUCUGCCUAUGGCCUCUUGGCGUUUGGGAACUGUAAUGGCGUAGCGGUAGUCGACUACUUGCAGAAAACCAUACUGUUGUGUAUGUCGACACUGGAUCUGUACGGGGCCGCCGACCCUUACCAGCGCCUUACCCGUUCCCCCCGCAGGAACAGACAGUCCACCUCAGAGUUUUGCAUGCGUGGCCUGUCUAACUUUUAUUCAGACUCAAAGAAAAGGAUCCGUACAUCCUAUCAGAGCCUUACUGAACUCACUGACAACCAGCAGUCCAUUGACAUGGAGAGAAGCAAGUCGCCCACUUCAGUCUAUGUCUGUUCUGUUGGAUCUCCUGUUCCAGUUCAUUAUCCAACCUCCCUUCACAAUGACCCACGCAUCCUGCCAGAGCCUGUGGCCAGUCUGAGAGCCAGCCACUGCAGUCCAGUCUUUUACUUACUGGACAAUGUAAAGGGACCCGGCAGAAAGUUAAGUCUGCCAACAGAUCUUAAGACCGAUCUUGAUCAUGUCAAUGGACAUUGCACUAGCCCCACCUCCCAGCCCUGCUCGGCGGGGAAGCCUCGCAUUCCGAUGGGUCCUGAGGGGCCACGGCUUACCCGCAGAGGCCCUGGCCGACCACCCUUCCGCAAGGCCCAGUCCGCUGCUUGCAUGGAGAUCUCUUUGCCUGUGUCCCACACUGAAGUAGGGCAUGCAUCCAGGAGGGCAAUGCUUCAGCAGUUACACGGAGUCACUAUGUACUCCCAUGACGAGCACCACACCACCGCCUCCUACUGCUGGAGUGAGAGAGAGAGUCGUGAAAACUCCUUCAGCCGCUCACGCAGUUCCAGUGUGUCCAGCAUUGACCGGGACACCAAAGAGGCCGUCACCACGCUGCAGUUUGGAGAGUCCUACGGACGCAAGAGUGAUGCCCUGCCCACCCCAUGUCUGUGGGUGGGCACUAGCUUAGGUGUGGUCCUGCUCAUCCCCAUGUCAAUUCCCACCGACCAGGAGGAGAGGAUGGAGGAACCGGUUACCAUUGGUCCUAGCGGAGCGGUCCUCAUGCUGAAGAGCUCUGUGUUGCGCUUUGCCUUCUUGGACCUCGUGGGAGCUCUCAUUCAGAGUCCCUACGAGGUUUGGCGAGACCUCAACGCCCCCGAGGACCCUGACCGACCGCGAAGGCGCAAGUUGGUCCACUUCUCACCAUCAUCUUCCCAAGACGCCUGCGGAGACGGGCAUUUGGCAGUGGUUUGCUCUGAGAGGCAGGCCAAAGUUUUCUUAAUGCCCUCGCAGUCUUGCCUUUUUGUCCACAACAUCACAGAGUCGUCCUUCGUACUGCGGGCCGAUGUGGUGUCUGUGUGUAACAGUGUGUGCCUCGCCUGCUUCUGUGCCAACGGACACGUCAUGACGCUCAGUUUGCCCAGCUUAAGACCACUGAUGGAUGUUAAUUACCUGCCUCUGACAGACAUGCGCAUUGCAAGAACCUUCUGCUUCACCAACGGGGGGCAGGCACUAUAUCUCAGCUCCCCCACAGAGAUCCAGAGAAUCACAUACAGCCAGGAGAUGUGUGACAACCUGCAGGAAAUGCUGGGAGAGCUAUUUACACCAAUAGAAACACCGGAAGCCCAGAACAGAGGAUUUUUGAAGGGCUUCUUUGGAGGAAAUGCCCACACCUUCGACAGAGAAGAGCUUUUUGGCGAGGCAGCAGCUGGUAAGGCUUCUCGGAGUCUGGCGCAGCACAUCCCUGGGCAGGGAGGGGUGGAGGGCAUGAAGGUUGCAGCGAGCGGAGCGGUGGGCGAGCUGGCACGGGCUCGUAUCGCUCUGGAUGAGAGAGGCCAGCGGCUGGGGGAGCUGGAGGAACGAACCGCCCUGAUGAUGACCAGUGCAGAGACCUUCUCCAAACACGCUCAUGAGCUGAUGCUGAAGUGCAAGGACAAGAAGUGGUACCAGUUCUAAUAGCAGGACGGAGGGCUGAAGCUGCCCUUGGGCUGCUGGGAACUUUAUGCCGCAACGGGACUUUCACUUAAAAAAUGAAAGCAAUUAACAGAGAGACACAGGAGUGACUUUGUCUUUAUGGCUUCUGACUGUACAGCACUGUCACAUUGCUGAAUGAUGAGGACGGGCGAGUCUCUCGUCUAGACAGGCAAUGAUAAGGACAGAGGGAGAAUGGCGGCAUUUGAAAGUCUGAAGAUGGAACUGGAAAAAUCCGACAUGUUUGCGUGUGUGUGUGUGCGUGUGUGUGUGUGUGUGUGUGUGUGUGUGUGUGUGUGUGCGUGUGUGCGUGUGUGCGUGCGUGCGUGCGUGCGUGCGUGCGUGUAUGUGUGUGUGUGUGUGAGUGGCUGUUUGUCUGAGUGUGCGCUUGUGUGUUUGGGUUUUCUGGACCUUACUGUGUAGAUACUCAAAAGUUAAGAAACCAACAAGAAAUGCAUGAACCAACAAUGGAUGACUAUUAAAAAUAUACAACUGCCAUAUUAAAAAGCAGCAUGCUACUUUAACAGGAGAUUCAAAAAUAAUAAAAAAAGUUUUAUUUAUGAUGUAAGCCAACAACAGAAACUAGGAAAAACUUUAUAUUUUUUGAGAUAUUGACAAAAACUAUAUAUAAAAAGGGAAAUGUAUACCUGCAUUGCUAUUAAGCCAAAAUUUGUGUUACUUUCCCUUUUUUAUUUUUACUUUUUAGUUGCCUUUAUUUUCUUUCUUAGUCUCAGCAAAUAUUACUUGAUACAAUAUAAAUGCACAGUUAACUUUCUCUUCACACACUUAGAAUAAUGCUAAAACUUUGUUCUUACUUCAAUUACUCUGGGCUGCACAGUGCAAAUAUAAAUCAGUAAUAUUAACACUUUAACUCUGCACAGUCUAAUCACACUGACCUAUUUUCACUUUUCGGCUGCUGCUGCUACUUACAAAAGCAUUAAAUGAUGAUGAGGGAUAUCUCGCUCCCCAACUGCAGUUGUAUGAAAACAGAGAUUGGAGAGAUUGGAGAGAUUGGCGUGAGAUGUAAGCCAAUGCUGAGAGAGAUACAGGCAGAUUCUGAACAGUGUGUUUAUAUCUAUAGUAUAAACCUGUGUACUAUUCAUGUGCCAUAAAAAAAACAAGAUGGAUGAAUCCACUCACUGCAAACUAACUAAUAAAGAGCUAAUAAGUGGUAGUCAUCACAGUUUCCCUGUUAAUCACAACAGGUGAGACAUAACACUUGGAGGUGGUCGUAGAGGGCGUACAUCAAAGUUAAACAAGUCAGUUUUCUUUAUGAAAAGGAAAAUAUGAGGGUGUUUUUAUUUACUUUACUUGAUUGUCACUGGAUCACCAUUUGAGUCUUUAGCUGCCUUUGUCAGAUGUACGAGUUUAGUGAGCCAUUAGGUCGUGUGUGUGUGUGUGAGUGAGAGUGAGAGAAAGAGUGCCACAAAUGUUCAGUCGGACUCUUUCUCUGCCAAAGCAAUCAAAAAUGAAUGACACCCUCCCAUCUCUCUCCACCUCAGUCUUGUGGUUUGUGCAUUUUCAGCGUUAAACCCGAGCAGUCCUCUUUUCAUAAUGACAGACGAUACUCAUAAUGACUGUCACUGUCUGUGUGACGGGAGAAUGAAGAGGAGUUGGAAUCACAUCUGUUUAAUUGCUACCGACUCCCUUAUGAGUUGUUUAAUGGUUCAGGAGAAGUAACAGUAUUUUUUUCUUAGUGAUGUUCAGAUGUUGAGUCAGUGAAGAAACUAUGUACAUGUGUAAAACAUUUGCGACAAUUUCAACUGAAGGCAAAUAUGGUCUUUUUCUUUCAAUAUUGUUCUUGAUGACUAUGAUAUCCUUGUGUCGCAGUCCUAUAUUUGAUGGUAAUGGCCUCUUAACUGAAGGCUCUUGUAUUUUAAAAUCAGCAAAUGUUUCAUGAUACAUGGUUGUGUAUCAUAUUGUGAUUGUGUUGUAUGUCAGUGGGUAGCCACACAACACGGACAAACAGCAUUAAGUGAGGAGGAUGUUUUGUACUUGUGUAUUUGUCUGUAAUUUGAACUGAUCUGAAAAAUCAAAUGGAGGCUUAUUGAAAUCCAUCUCUCACACAUUAGGCCUUUAUGCACCUGAGCAUCAACACACAUGAAGUACUGCACCUUGAUCAUGUUGACAUUGCUCCCGCAUAAAUAGGCACAGCGACACACGCGAAGCUUAAAAGAAUUACAGACACAAGUGAGUCUGCAUUGCUAGUCAUUUCUGCCUGCUUUCUGUCAGGCUGCUGAGACAUUCCUUAGGCUUGAACAUCCUUCAAACCCAUUUAUUUUAACUCAGUUCACCUGAAAUCCUAAAGCCGAGCCACGUGGAAUUCAGGAAUUACACAUGAUUUGAUUCAAUAGGGUGUCUUAAACAUGUCAAAAUAGUAGUAAUGAUACAUUUCUCUCCUAUCUCUGUACCGUCAAUGAGAUUUGUGUUCAGUGCAGUUCUUUCAAAGGCAGAGAAAACACACAAAAAAGAAAACAAAAAACAAAACCAAAAUAAAAUUUUAAAAAAUCUGACUUCUGCUGACAGGGUGUUUUGUUAGUAUGUUUUUGGUUUGUAUGUUUUCAGUUUUUAUAUUAACUGUACAGUUCAAUCUUGGGUGAACGGUGAAACAAAAAAUGAUAAAAGAUAUUCUUGGGAUAUUUUCUCUGUAUAUGUUGUACCUGUUACUGCUGGUACUGUAUCUGGUAUUCUGGCUCUGUCUAAAUCACUGGAACUAUGUAGUUCUUCACGCUGUAGUAUGCUGAAAAGGCAUUUAUUUGGUUUUCUCAAUGAUGGCAGCAAAGUUUGUCUUAUUUAAAUGGAUUCUACCACUUUUUGUUCUUCUUGAUAUUAUACUAGUGUAAUAGAAAUUACUUGACAAAAAAGAUCUGAAAAUAUGUUGAUGCAAAAGCAAACUGAAAUAAACAUUGAUUGAUGUA